Molecule: messenger RNA, 5185 nt
Organism: Stegastes partitus (bicolor damselfish)
Lineage: Eukaryota; Metazoa; Chordata; Actinopteri; Pomacentridae
Gene: bmal2
Product: basic helix-loop-helix ARNT like 2
Exons: 17
Coding region: 24-2282 (752 amino acids)
Biological process (GO): regulation of DNA-templated transcription
Cellular component (GO): nucleus; transcription regulator complex; cytoplasm
Molecular function (GO): protein dimerization activity; DNA-binding transcription factor activity
Source: RefSeq, a predicted model, not a curated record
GAAACAUCUCCACCGGCCUCGACAUGCAGGCAGCGGGAGCCCGGAGGAGCUGCGGCGGUGCCUCCGGUGAGCCGGUAGGAGGAGACUGUGCUCUGUCUUCCGCGUUUCCCCCGCUUCUCCUCUCUGUCCUAAUUGCACCGCACUCUGCUACCUUUGUGCACGUUUCUGCGCCCUCGCACUCUUGUUGUGUUUUUUUUCCUCCACCUUGGAGAGGAAAAAAAAAAACAAAAACAAGGCGGCCGUACAGCACCUGGCGUCUCCUCUCCAACCUGUGCUAUCACCACAAACACUGCCUGGGAGUUAGUCGACCGCCUCAUCCAUGCAUUGUCGUCCCGGGCCCCAGCGCACCGGCUCCGGCUCCAGCCAUGUCGGCCAGGAAUGCAGCGGCUGGCGGCGGUGACAGAGCGGGAGGCGAACCGGCAGAGGAUGUGCUGGUUGAGGAAAAACAAAGCAGCUCUGUGUCUCUGUCCAGCCUGAUGACCCCAUCCUCUGUCGCUGGUAUGUCCUUGAGCAUGGAGAUGCCCCGGAAGCGCAAGGGCAGCAUCGACAACCAGGAUUCAAAGUCUGUUUCAAUCCUUGACGCAGAUAUGGACGAUGACCAAAACGGGUCAGAUGGAGAUGACCAGCAUGUCAAAAUUAAAUGCUUCAGGGAACCACAUAGCCAAAUCGAGAAGAGGAGACGGGACAAAAUGAACAAUCUCAUUGACAAGCUGUCAGCCAUGAUCCCGACCUGUAACCCCAUGUCUCGCAAGCUGGAUAAACUCACUGUGCUCAGAAUGGCCGUGCAGCACCUCAAAUCCCUCAAAGGUUCGGGAAGCUCCUUCUCUGAAGCCAACUACAAACCAUCGUUUCUUCCUGACGAGGAGCUCAAACACCUCGUCCUCAAGGCUGCAGAUGGUUUCCUGUUUGUCGUGGGCUGCGAUCGUGGAAAAAUAGUUUUCGUCUCAGAGUCCGUCACGAAGAUAUUAAAUUAUAGUCGGGCGGAGCUGAUAGGACAGAGCCUGUUUGAUUACAUACAUCCUAAGGACAUGGGAAAAGUGAAGGAGCAGCUGUCGGCUUCUGAAUUAUACCCGCGCGAACGGCUAAUAGAUGCUAAAACUGGUCUGCAGGUCCAGGCCGACCUUCCAGUCGGCGCAUCGCGGUUGUGUCCGGGUGCACGCCGCUCUUUUUUCUGCCGUAUGAAGUACAACAAAAUUUCUGUCAAAGUGGAAGAGAAGGAAUCCCAGGGAAACACCUCGAAAAAGAAAGAGUCGCAGAAGUACUGCACAGUCCACUGUACAGGCUACAUGCGCAGCUGGCCUACGAGUCAGAUGGGAGCAGAUGGGGAGGGGGAAGGAGACAAGCAGGACAGCUCCCACUUCAGCUGCCUGGUGGCAAUGGGACGCGUCCACUCCCACUCGUCUCCCCAGGUUAAUGGAGAGGUCCGAGUGAAACCCACGGAGUUCGUCACACGCUAUGCCAUGGAUGGCAAGUUCACCUUUGUUGAUCAAAGAGCAACAACUAUUCUGGGCUACCUUCCCCAAGAACUGCUUGGGACAUCAUGCUAUGAAUACUUCCAUCAAGAUGACUUACCGCAUUUAGCUGACAGACAUCGAAAAGUGCUCCGGAGUAAAGAGAAAAUAGAGACAAACUGCUACAAGUUCAAAACAAAAUACGGCUCGUUUGUCACUUUGCAAAGUCAGUGGUUUAGUUUUGUAAAUCCCUGGACCAAAGAAGUAGAGUACAUAGUGUCAACAAACACCGUCAUAUCACAUGAUCACAGUCGAACAGGUCGGUCCGGGAAUAAGUCUGAACAGUCGAGCAACGCCAAGGCUUCUGAAGAUUGCAAGAAGUCUCUUCCAAUUAUACCUGGCAUCUCCACCACCCCUGGAGCUAUGAUAUAUGCUGGAAGCAUAGGGACCCAGAUUGCCAAUGAGCUGCUGGAUUUUAACAGAAUGAACUCGUCACCCUCCAGUGGGAACGUCAGCCCCUUCAGUCUGCCACAGGACAAGUCUCCACACACUCACAAUCCAAUCAGCAACAAUGUGCCAAAUGGAGAAACAUCUGACAUGGAGAUUCCAGGGAAGUCCAGCUCGGAGGAUGAACCCCAAGGGGCUGCGUUCUCAGGAGGAGAGUCGCUCAUGGGGGAAAACUCCCAGCUGGAUUUGGACAGCGUGGUGGGGCCAGGCCUUAGUAGUCUUAGCAAUGAUGAAGCAGCCAUGGCAGUGAUCAUGAGCCUCCUGGAGACCGACACAAACUUGGGGGAGGCUGUGGACUUUGAAGAGAUGCACUGGUCCUUAUAGAAUCUGCAUUACAGCGUGACAAGCAAUACGCUGAGAAACUCUUGGACCGUCAUUUUGAUGAUGGCAAGAACUGCUCGAUGUUUUCUCCAAGACGCAGCAUUCUGUUUGUUUUUUAAAAAAAAAAAAGAAGUUAAUUUAUUAGUUACCCUUUUCCACAUAAGCUGUGUAGUGUUUGGGUGGCUGCUCUCACAGGAGCAGGACUGACAACAAUAAGGCACACCUGAUUUCCUUCUUCAGAAAGAGGAUGUGCCUUUAAAGCCUUACAGCAGUCUGCCUGCCCUGAAACACUGUUCCUCACUGCUUUCCUCAAAUCUACUGUCAGCCUCACACACUUCAAGGACUCACGAACACAAAACGACAGUGAUACGAUUUACAUAACGAUGGCUCGGGAACAAAGGCUGGGAGUGGUGAUGCAAAAAAAGUUGCACUGAAUUGAUUUCGUGUUUUUUAAAAGGUUGUAAUUUCACCAGGUACUGUAUGUGUAAUUAUAAUGGGAGGAAGACCCCUAGACAACCUGGCCCGUCUCUGAAACCCCUCAGGAUCCAAACCGUAGGUAUCCGGUGUACCGCGGCAGACCACACUUCCAUAACCUCUACUCUCUUUGAGCAUCGCCUAAAGAUGUGGCGCUCAGAGAUUUGCUCUUAACCUGUCAGUAUCUGAACAUUCUCCACGGAAACACUCUAGUAACCUCUUCUCUUGUACACUGACUUAAACAUACUGUAUAUGUGUGGAGUUGGUAUUACUGCGAACACCAUGUCUUCAGGCCAUAUGUGUCUUAAAGGGAUAGUUUGCAUAGGAAACCCUGGAUUUAGUUUGUUCUAAGUUCAAAUAUUUCAAAUUUUUUGGCUGAAAAUAUCCAUCUUCAUAAAUUGCUGGAGAGCUGCCAGUGUUGGCGGCCGACCGUUCACUUACUCCUAUGACUUAUGAGCACUAUAGUCCAACUUCAUGCAGGGCAACAUAGCACUUUAGAGGUGCUGGAAUGGAGGAUUUUCACAUCUGUGACGUUUUAUCAGUACAUGGUUGACGCUGAUCUGAGUCUGAUGGUAGAAGCGAUAACUCAGGGAGUUAUCCAUUUUAAGGUUUUACAUACUUCCCUGCAUACUGUACAUUGGUAUGUGGCGUAAUGAGUCUGUACUUGUUCACUUGUGCAUUUGUGUUCUUUCUUACUGUCAGCUUUAUUGUCGUGCAGGUAAGCCAUAGCUUUAGCUUUCUUCAUGUAUUGUUAUGCACUGACAGUCUCUCAGAAGACAUGUUCAUGUUUUAUGUGCUCGUCGGAGCGCAGCAUCGUCAUGCAUACAUUUAUUAAGGGAUUGUGCUAUGCAGAAGUAUCAUUCCAUAAAUUCUAAACUUAAAGGUAUAUUCCUUUAUUUUCUUUCAGUGUGAUAGUAACGUGCAUGACUCCUACAGAUAUAAGAACCUUCGCUGACUUGUGAUAUUAACAUUUGGUGAGAACUUGAAUUAGUCACUGAGCAGUAUGGAUUUACCUCAUCUAGAGUUUUGUCUUGCCCAUGCUUGCUAUUGCACAUUUUAGCUUUUACUUAGGAAAAAGAAAAAAGAAAGAAGAAGAACCAUUAAUAGCCAUUAUGUGAUCCACUGCUAAGAGUCGUGUGGGUUCAUUUUUUAUUAUGAAUUACCAAAGUAUAUCAAAGUAUUCUCAUACAGUGAAAUUUAAAAAAACAAGUCUAAGGCAGUUUAGCCCUGAUAAUAUAGAAAUCCUAUUUUUACUCAUAGGCUCAGUUUAAGAAAGUCAUUGUAUUGGCUGUUUUAUAAGACGUAUGCACUUUGGUAUACUUUCCCUGUUUCAAGUUAUUGAAGAAAAAAAGAUGAAACAUUUACAAAAUCUAUUAGCUAUAAAUGAUUUAAGAAAAUUAGAUGAUAAACUACUGAAACCCAAGCAAAAUUAUCGUUCUGGCACAUGGCAUGGUUUUGAGCUCAUUUGAUAUCCUGGUGACUGUUGUGUUUGUUACAUUUCCCAGUUUCAUUUAUGUGCUGUACACUGACUCUCAUAGGGAAUGCAAUGAAAGGCAAAAUCUGUACGUUAACUAAUACUAUUUCCUUUUCUUUCCUUUUUUUUUUUUUAUAAGACAAGAACAUAAAGUUCUUGUCAGAGCGGCUGUGUAUCUGUAUCUUAUCCUGAGUGAUUACUGUCUAAACCACUCUCACCUGAACAUUACGUGAAGCGGUGUAGUUCUAAUGCCAUGACAUUGUUCACGUUGGUAUCUUGGGCCACGAUUUCUAGUCAUUUGUUUUUUUGAGGACUGUUAAGGAUUUUUUUCAAUAAGAACUCUUGCUUCAAGAACAGAAAAGGUUGUUGUGAAUUACGAAGAAUACUGUCUUUUCUCUGUAAUGCUUGAAUUAUGAGGAGCCAGUUGACGGAGCAGCUGAACUCAUAAGGAACCUUCCUGCCUGUGUCCGAUGUGCCUUUGGACAUUCCUGCUCGGACACACAAUGAACCUGUGUUGCUUUCGGAGAGCGCCUCUCCCACGUGGCACCUCUGCAGACUGAAAGGAGGGCUAAAAUCUGUAAUUGGAUUAACUUGACGCAACAUGACAUACUGUGCACAUCAUGAAUGAAGUGGAUGCUUGUUCAGAGAUGAAACAGGAGCUGUAUAUUUUUGGCUUCAGUACUCACUACCUAACCAAACAAGCAGAACUAUGGAGUAGUGCCAUAGACACAGGCUGGUCCUUCAAAAGGCAAAAAGUCAGUUUUGUAUUGUUUUUUUUGUUCCCGUUCUUGGUCAAUCAUUGUACUGUUGUGGCUUGUUUUUUCCCCAGAAAGCUAAAAUAUUGCUCUCACAUCAGCUUGUUUGAUGGCGACCGAGCGAUAAACCUUUUUAAGAGGUCAUGUAUUUUGCUUCUGUCUCCAUUUGAAAUAAAAAGAAGUAGUUUUUGUAAGAUAGGGAA